Messenger RNA from Microplitis demolitor, 1961 nucleotides. RefSeq lists its product as uncharacterized. The transcript has 10 exons. Gene Ontology annotation, molecular function: odorant binding. NCBI's taxonomy places the organism in Eukaryota, Metazoa, Arthropoda, Insecta, Hymenoptera, Braconidae. Bases 211 to 1863 code for a protein of 550 amino acids. The record is from RefSeq and is a predicted model, not a curated record.
UAUAAAUAUAUAUAUCUAGUGUUAUUAUCCCUUCUGCUGAAAUUUUCCGGAGAUUAUUUCCUUCACGGAUCCACGGUUACGUGUAUGUUAUAUAAAAGACCGUUUAAAUAGUUUUUUUUUAUAUUUAUCCGCGGAAUUGUCAGUUUGUGUUACUAAGAGUUGCAUUGAGUUUGGAUAAAAAUAAUAAGUUUUUAUUUUUUUUAUUUAAAAAUGUAUUUAGUUUUUAUUUUUGUCUGCGUCAACAUUUUAGCUGGAAAUAUUUACGCAGCUUCUGUUCCAACUGAUAAAAUUCGAGAGGAGCCAAAAGAAUGUCCAGAGUAUCCAGAUGAUUUUACUCAAACGCUAGAAAUCGAAGAGAAAAGUUACCGCGAUGCAUUGGCCGCCGGUAAUUUAGCCGCCAUCAGUCCAAAGGAAAUGGAACGAAGAACGACUUGUGUUUACCAGCACCUGGGACUGAUAAAACCUGACAAUUCUGGUGAUUUACAAUCAGUAUUGAGUUUCCUAAUCAUAACAAAUCCAAUUAUCAAGGAACAAAUUCCCUUUCCAGAGGAAAAAUUGGAAAAUCUCAAGAGAUGUCUUGCUAAGAAGAGCGACAGUGCAGAUGAAGCCAGAGACUGGAUCAAUGUUUGUAUAAGAGAAAAUUUCCAGUCACGUUCUUUAGGAUACGAAUCAGAUGUUACUGACCAAUGUCCAGAAUACCCGGAAAAUAAAAGUAUGAAAGAAAUAAUCGAAAUGGAAGAGAGAAAUUACCAAGCCGCCUUGAGGGAAAAAAAUUUCGCGGCCGUCAGUGACAAAGAAAUGGAGCGAAGGACGACUUGUGUUUACAAGCACCUGGGAUUGAUAAACCCUGACAAUUCUGCUGAUUUACAAGCAGUAAUGAGUUUCUUCUCUAUAAUUAGUCCAGUAUUCAAAGAACAGAUUCCAGUUCCAGAGGAAACUUUAGAAAAUCUUAAAAGAUGUCUUGCUAAAAAGAGCGACAGCGCAGACGAGGCCAGAGACUGGAUCCUCGUAUGUGUACAGGAAAAUUUCCGGUUAGUUUCUUUGGAGAACGAACCAGUUGCUGGAAAGUGCCCAGAGUACCCGGAAGAUAAAAGUAUGAAAGAAAUAUUGGAAAUGGAAGAGAGAAAUUUCAAAGCCGACAUAAGUGAGAAAGAAAUUCAGCGAAGAACGACUUGCAUUUACCAGCGUCUGGGAUUGAUAAAAUCCGACAAUUCUGCCGAUUUACAAGCAGUAAUGAGUUUCUUCUCAAUAACUAGUCCGGUAUUCAGAGAACAGAUUCCAGCUCCAGAAGAAAAAUUAGAAAAUCUCGAAAGAUGUCUCGCUAAAAAGAGCGACAGCGCAGAUGAAGCCAGAGACUGGAUUCUCGUGUGUGUAAAGGACAACUUCCGGUUAUAUCCUGUAGGAUAUGAAUUGGAAGUUGGGCCAAUUUAUAACAGUUUGAAAAAAGUUUCGAAAAAAUGCCCAGAGUACCCCGACAAUUUGAUGAAAAUAAUGGAAAUUGAGGAGAAACAUUAUCAAGUCGCUAUUUUGAAUAAAAAUUUCGCGGCUAUUAGUGAAAAAGAAAUGGAACGAAGGGCGACUUGUAUUUACCAGCACAUGGGAUUGAUAAAUCCUGAUAAUUCCGGUGACUUGCAAGCAGUAAUGAGUUUUUUCUCCGUAACAAAUCCGAAUUUCAAGGAACAACUUCCAGCCCCAGAGAAAAAAAUAGAAAACCUCAAGCGAUGUCUCGCUAAGAAGAGCGACAGCGCAGAGGCAGCUAAAGACUGGAUCCACGUCUGCGUAAAAGAAAAUUUCCGACUAUACCCUUUGGAGUAUGAAGCAGAAUUCAAAACCUACCCGAAGAAACAUAUAAAUUCUAUUUAAAAAAUUAUUUGUACAAUUUUAAUAAAUUCCGGGAGUCAGAGGACUUGGAAAUUUUUAAAUGUAAAGUGAUGAGAAAAAAAUAAAAAUAUAUAUACAUA